UCCUCCUCCUGGGCGGAUCAUGUGGAAGAAGAGGAGGUCCCACCGCCUGGAGAUUUCAGCUCCUCGGAACUUUGAGCACAGGCUGCACACCUCCUUCGACCCCCACGGCCAGAGGUUUGUUGGCCUGCCCCAGCAAUGGCAGGGGCUGCUGGCGGAAACCCCGAAGCGACCGAGGCCUCUGGUGGAUCCAUCCAGGGUCACCCCUGUGGAGCUCACUCCGCUGAAGCCCAUUGUCCGCGGGAGCAAGUCGCCAGUCAACGGGCACAUCACAGAACUGCUGGCCGACCUGCAGAAAGUCUCCGUCUCCAGGUCCAACUCUCUACGGAGAAGCGCAGCCUGCUGCCCUCGGGGGACGCCCUGCCCGCUCAGGAGGAUCGAGGAAGACAGCGCCCAGGAGAUGCCUCAGAAGCCGCCCGGCCCCAGCUCCACGCGCCGCUGGAGCAGGAUCUUCUCCCGUGGUCACCACGGGAAAGGCCGAGGGGGUGAGAGCGGGAGCUCCGCGACGAGGGCUUCAUGCAGCCGACUGGAUGCGAAUAAGCCGACCCAGAAUCUCUCCGUCCCCUCUUUGGAGUACGAGCGGCAGAGGGCGCAUUCCAUGCAUCGUUUCGUCCCCCCACGAGCGCAGGACGCUGGUCUCCCCUCUAACGGAAUCCCCGCAGAGACCGCUCAGUCUCACCCGGACAGGAGGCCGAGACCGGGCAGGAGGAACAGUCUGGGCUGGAGGCCCAUCUCUUGCUUCUUCGGUCAGUCCAGCCCAAAGGGCACGAGGAGACACGGCACGGGCACCUUGCUAAAGCUAGGCACCACGGGUCACCCACUCAACAACCAUCUGUCCACGGGGGCCUCGCCAGACACGUCGGCAAGAGUCACCACGGCCAAACAAACUCAGGUAGACCAGAUUGAGCGGAACGGUGGGCUAAUUCCCAACGGCGCUCCGAGGUCGGGGCGGAGUGCGACGAGGAGCGUAGAGCAGAAGCAGGCUGAAGCCGACCCUGCGCCAAGGUCCGUCCCUGAGCCUCCGAGAGGGAACGUGGCCCGGUCGCUGCCCAGUCCAAGAGAGCCUGGCUCCCACAGGAACAGCUGCCCGGGCAUAGCUCAGCGUGAAACCCAAUCUCCCGGGGAAGGCCAAAGAGUUACACACGAGCAAUUCAGGAGCGCCAUGGCGAUGGUGGUCAACCAAGCUGACCCCAGGAAGCAACUGGAGACACUCGGUCAAAUUGGGGAGGGCUCCACCGGCAUUGUAUGCGUGGCCAGAGAGAAACUCACAGGCCGCACGGUGGCAGUGAAGAGGAUGGACCUGAGGACACAGCAGCGCAGGGAGCUGCUGUUCAAUGAGGUUGUGAUCAUGAGAGACUAUCACCAUGAGAAUGUGGUGGAGAUGUACAGCAGCCAUCUUGUUGGGGAUGAAUUGUGGGUGGUUAUGGAGCUGCUGCAGGGAGGAGCACUCACCGAUAUCAUCUCGCACACCAGGAUGGACGAGGAGCAGAUUGCUACUGUUUGCCUGUCAAUACUGAAGGCCCUGGCGUAUCUCCAUUCCCACGGUGUGAUCCAUCGAGACAUCAAGAGUGACUCCAUUCUGCUGACACUGGACGGACGGGUUAAGCUCUCAGACUUCGGCUUUUGUGCCCAAGUGAAUGAGGAGAUUCCAAAGCGUAGGUCUUUGGUUGGGACCCCUUACUGGAUGGCUCCGGAAGUGAUCGCCCGGUUACCAUAUGGACCAGAGGUGGAUAUCUGGUCACUGGGUAUCAUGGUGGUGGAGAUGAUCGAUGGAGAGCCCCCCUACUUCAGUGACUCUCCUUUCGAGGCCAUGAAGUUGCUGCGGGACAACCUGCCCCCCAGGCCGAAGCUGGAACACAAGGUCUCCCCGAUUCUCAGGGACUUCAUCGACCGGAUGCUUAUCCACGAUGUGACGGAGAGAGCCACGUCCAUUGGGUUGCUCGAACACCCGUUUCUGCUCCAGGCUGGCUCUCCGGAUUGCCUCAUCUCCAUGAUCCAGGGCUGCAGCCUGCGGUGAAGGUGCUGGAAGGGUUCACGGUUCCACAGGAACACGUCUCACUCCCACCUAAGAGGGUCAGUGCUCUGGGCGCAAGGUUUGUACCGAAAGAAGAGAUGGAGACUGGAUCCACACAGACGCUGACUCUCACUGGGGUACAGUCCCCCACACACACUGACUCUUGUUGGGAUAUGGCACACGCGCACACACACGCACAGAGACUCUCACUGUGGUACAGCUCACAUACACACUUUUUGUCACAAGGGUCCUGCUUGCAAACAGUGUGCUGCCAUUGUCAAUGUCUGUUCUCUUUGGUACCUCUGUGUGUUAUUGAGUUUUCCAAUAGGUGGCAGUGUAUAGCUAGAUUCCCACACCACCUCUCAGCUUAUAUCUCCUCUUCUUGACCUGAAUCAAUUGUUACAAGGACCUUCAAUACUGGAAGUUCCUAAGUAAUCCGAUGAGGGACAUGACUGUAUGAGAAGGUCCCAUAUAUAAUGCAGUGACAUGUGUUACAUGCUCCUUGCCUUCUGCAAGAACUGCUUUGUGAUACGGACACCCUUUAUUCCCAUUCUCUACAUGCCUCCCAGAGUCUCAUUCUGACAUGUGGUCUCGAAAUCAAUAGGAGGGUCUACACUCAGGGGCUACUGGUGCAAAUACUGAAUGUGUACGUCCCCUGCUUUUCUGAUACAAGCCAGUCUCGGAAUUGUGUUUCUGUUUAAGAACAUUGCUGUCCAGAGUAUCCACGCCAGUCCCAGUCUCACCCAGAGGCUUAUACACCCAACUUCCACAGUGGUCAUCGCAGAAGACUGUUCACCAACCUAACUUCAAAUUUCAUUUCUCACCAAAAAUGAAUCAUCUUAUUUAAAUAUUUAAAGAGCUGGUAGCAUUAUAUGACGUCCAAUCUGGAAAAGUGAUCUCUGGGUAUUUUGUGUGACUAUUUUGUAUUUUCCGGUUGGCUGGACUGCGGACUUUGUAAAGCUGCGUUGUUUACACCAGCAUUGCACGGUAUUCCAUAGACGGAUUUUUAAAAAAAAUCUAUGUUUAGAUUGCACAGCAUCGGGAAACCUUCACAGGCCGUGAUGUGAUAGAAACGAAAUGACAAACUCAUUGUUGGACCUGAUUUGGAGAACGAAGAGGUUGAAAUGAGAGCUCUGUAAUGUUUUGAAUGAUUUUGGAAAAUCUGGCGGCUUGUUAAGUAGUGGGGUCAAGUGUGACAUCUCUACUCACAGCAGUGCUGUAACACUGUAACGUCAGAUAAUACUGCAAUGCCAGAUAAUACUGUAACACCAUUUCACACUAACACUGGAUAAUACUGUAACACCAGAUUAUACUGUAACACCAGAUAAUGCUAUAACACUGCAACAUGGAUAGCACUGUAUGCCAGUUAACACUGCAAAACCAGGUAACAGUGUGACAUGUAGCUCUGUAACACCAUAUAAUAUUGUGACACCAUAUUGCACUGUAACACUGCAUAACACUGUAAUACCAUAUAACACAUGAAUCUGACUUUCCCUGACCAAAAACCCAGACUGUGAAAACCAGGGAUGUUUUCUCUAAAACCGAACCUUUUGCAAAGGGGCUAAGAUCUCCUCAUUUGAUAGCACUGUUGAUAACACCUUCCAUCACUUUACUGGUGAUCAAAAGUACACUGAUGGGUCAGUAAUUGGCCACAUUGGAUUUUUCCUUUGUGUACAGGACAUACUUGGGCAAUUUUCCACGUUGUCGAGUAGAUGCCAGUGUUGUAAUUAUACUUGACCAGCUUUGGUUAGGGGAGCAGCAAAUUCUGGAGCACAAACCUUCAGUGCUUUUGCUGGAAUGUUGUCAGGAGGAUUGAUGGCAUUGCAGUAUCUGUGCUGGGGUACAAUCCAGAGGCUGGGACUCAUGCUCUGGAGUGGAUAUUGUGCAUUCAAAUCCCACCAUGGCAUAUCAGGGGUGUGGGUGGUAUUUUACUGCAAUUUGUAAAAUUAAACAUGGAAUAAAAUAUUUUUAUCAUUUAAUAAUAGGUAGCACAGUGGCUCAGUGGUUAGCGCUGGUGCCUCACAGCGCCAGGGA
Molecule: messenger RNA, 4045 nt
Organism: Rhincodon typus (whale shark)
Lineage: Eukaryota; Metazoa; Chordata; Chondrichthyes; Orectolobiformes; Rhincodontidae
Product: serine/threonine-protein kinase PAK 4-like
Exons: 8
Coding region: 20-2014 (664 amino acids)
Biological process (GO): protein phosphorylation; intracellular signal transduction; regulation of MAPK cascade
Cellular component (GO): cytoplasm
Molecular function (GO): ATP binding; protein serine/threonine kinase activity
Source: RefSeq, a predicted model, not a curated record